This is a messenger RNA of Priapulus caudatus, 1420 nucleotides long. RefSeq names its product zinc finger Ran-binding domain-containing protein 2-like. Lineage: Eukaryota; Metazoa; Priapulida; Priapulimorpha; Priapulimorphida; Priapulidae. Gene Ontology annotation, biological process: RNA processing. The record is from RefSeq and is a predicted model, not a curated record. Gene Ontology annotation, molecular function: lipopolysaccharide binding; RNA binding.
AUGUGGUAAUGUCAAUUUUGCACGACGGACUACAUGUAACCGGUGUGGAACAGACAAACCUCUCGUUGGGCCCAAAGUUAAAAAGUCUGGAGUGGAAAUUGGAAAGCACUUGGCUGAGAAAAGCAAAGGUCUCUUCAGUGCAGAUGACUGGCAAUGUGCCAAGUGUGGCAAUGUGAACUGGGCAAGGCGCAAAGAUUGCAACAUGUGUAAUGCUGCACGAUAUGGCCCUAUUGAAGAGCGAACUGGACUUGGUGGCGGUUUCAACGAAAGAGACAAUGUCGAAUACAAUGAACAUGUUUCUGACGAGGAUGAGUUAUAUGAUGAGUUUGGAAGAUUAAAAAAGGGAAAAGUUAGAGAUGAUAUUAAAGACACAACUUCAAGUUCAAUUAAACCUAUUGAGGAUGAUGAAGAUGAUGAUGAGGACGAUGAAGAUGGAGAUCUGUCAAAAUAUCAACUUGAUAGUGAUGAUGAUGAGAAGAGUGGUGAUGACUUGUCAAAGUACCAACUGGAAGACGAGAAAGAUGACAAGUCGGAUCAGGGGAGUAGGUCACGUAAACGACCUGCUUCAAGGUCGAGGUCAGGGUCUCGCUCUAGUUCCAGCUCCUCAAGGUCACGUAGUUAUUCGUCUAGCUCAAGGUCUUCUUCUUCAAGCUCACAGUCACGGUCUCGGUCCGGGUCAAGGCAGAAACACCGUACUCGUUCUCGGUCCAGAUCACCACAUCGUCACAAGCGACAUGCCGCCGGCAGUAAGUCAGACUCUAGCAGGCCUUCCUUCCGGUCUCGCAGCCGCUCCCAUGACAGCUCUCGGGAACGGUCAAGGUCUGGAUCAAGUGAUAAACACAAAUACUGAAAUGAGUGAUGAGGAAGAAUGUGAGAUUUCCAAAUAACAUCAGAGGAUAGUUUUAUGAGUAUCACCUAAUUAAUACUUUCUUAUACAAAGAAUGUGUUUGCACUGUAGUCACUUGCUUGUAUAGCGUGUAAAGUAAGUUGCUUGCGUAAUAGCUCUAGUAAAAAACACAAACGGUCAGAAUAAGUGUUCGGCUUCGAAGUGUUCGGAUAAUUUUGCACUUGUGUUUUCACAAUGGUUUUAGAGUAAAUCGCUGUAUUAAGUUUUAGUUCAGUAUCAGUUACAUAUAGUGAUAUACAUGUACACGGGCCAUUAGGAAUUUGAAAUUUGUGGAAGAUACAUCUAUCGGAUGAAAGUGAUGUGACAGGAUGUUUUAUGAUGUUAUAAAUAUUCUUGGCCUAACAUAGUAAAGUGCUCAUAUAAGGUGUUAUGUGUAUAAUAGUAAGUGUUACGAGUAGCCCGACAAGGCUCUAUGACUGUUUCACUUCUCACCACGUAGUGAGGCUGAGAGGGUCUAUGUCCCCCAGGGUACUGCCGGAACGUACCCUGGUACUAUCUAAUAUGCCGGACCGU